AUGUCUGAAGAGGCUGGGGGAUGGAGCACCAUCGAGUCGGAUGAGGGGGUUUUCACUGCCCUGGUAGAAAAUUUGGGUGUCAAGGACGUACAGUUUGAGGAAUUAGUAUCCUUGGAUGCCGAUACAAUACGCUCACUAAGCCCUGUAUAUGGCGUUAUCUUCCUAUUCAAAUGGGUCAGCGGUCACUCGCGAAACGCCUCCAGUCCACAGGACGGGACGUUUGAUCCCCUCGCGGUCGAAAACGGUCUCUUCUUCGCCGCCCAAACCAUCCAAAAUGCCUGCGGGACACAAGCAGUUUUAUCUGUAAUACUAAACCAAGACAGCCCGUCUACCUCUUCAAGCGGAAUCGACAUUGGACCUGAACUGCGCUCCUUCAAAGAAUUCACCGCCGGAUUUCCUCCAGACCUCCGAGGCGAGACGUUGAGCAACUCAGCCCGGAUCCGCAACGCACAUAACGUAUUUGCUCGUUCUUCGCCCUUUGUUGACGAAACAUCUCGCCCGCCACCAUCGGAGGAGGACGCGGAGUUAUACCAUUUCAUCGCCUACCUUCCAUUUGGCGGGAAACUAUACGAGUUGGACGGGCUGCAGCCACAUCCGAUAGCCCACGGGUCGUGUGAUUCCGAAGAAUUUCCAGAGAAGGUCAUCGAGGUACUGCAACGACGAAUUGGGCGCUACCCAGAAGGCGAGAUCCGGUUUAAUCUCAUGGCCGUCGUAAGGGAUCUGAGGAUCCGCGCACAAGAGAUUGGAGACGUAGAGAUGCUCGAGAGAGAGAAGAGGAAAAGGGGAAAUUGGGGAUGGGAGAACUCGUUAAGGAAGUGUAACUUUAUUGACUUUACUGGGCAACUGCUGAAAGGCGUUGUGGGUAUGAAGCUUCAGCAAGGGACGGAGGAAUAUGACAAGUGGAUAGAAGCUGCAAAGAAGGCAACCAAAAAACGAGCGGAGAUGAGGGGAGCAAAUCGUCAUGGGUAA
Molecule: messenger RNA, 969 nt
Organism: Arthroderma uncinatum
Lineage: Eukaryota; Fungi; Ascomycota; Eurotiomycetes; Onygenales; Arthrodermataceae
Product: ubiquitin carboxyl-terminal hydrolase 2
Exons: 3
Coding region: 1-969 (322 amino acids)
Biological process (GO): protein deubiquitination; ubiquitin-dependent protein catabolic process
Cellular component (GO): cytoplasm
Molecular function (GO): cysteine-type deubiquitinase activity
Source: RefSeq, a predicted model, not a curated record